UGAUAAGAAAACGACAAAAAUAUAUAUGAAAAAACAAUAAUUUUACAACGAUUAAAACUUCAAUUGUUAAUCAUUAAUCGAACUAAUGGUUAAAUUAUUAAUUUAAUCGUAUCAUAUGAUUAACAUUGGUGGCACAAAAAAUACAAGUAUUCAGAUGUGCAUUGAUACAAGAAAACUUAUCUUUCGAAACUUGCGCACAACGUUGAUAAAGGUUAUUUAAAAAUGGCGGACGCAUGGUCUUCCGACACUACCUCAGAUUGUUGUAUUGAAUGUUUCUCUGAUAUUAUGUCCGAAAAAUCAGAAUACGUUAUCGUCGGUCAAAAACCUUGUUCAUCUCAUCGUCGAAGUAAAAGACAUUUCUUGCAAAAAUUAUUUGUAAGAGAAAUCAGAGGUUGUUUGUCAUUGCAUAGCUAUGCUUCUGAAGAAAGACUGUUCGCAACUGUACCCUCUUGGAGACACUUGCCUCUUUUGCAUGUCAUCCCAAAAUCAGCUCUCGAAGCAGGGCAUAUUGUUAUGGGAUUGACACAGUGCGGUCAAUUUUUGUUAACAUAUACAUAUAUGUUGGAUGUUAGUGAUAAUACUUCUUUGUAUAAAUAUUUGUUACAUUGGUGGGCAUUUACGCCAAAUCGUGUAGCUCGUAAAGUGGCAGAAGUUACACUUUUUGGAAAUUAUACUAUUUAUAGAGAGCUUAGUAUAGUAAUAUCGCAAUGGCCAAUGGAACGAAAUAAACUAGUAAUACAUGGUCUUUGCCAACAUUGGUUACAUCUACAACCUACGGAUAGAGCAUACUUAACAAUAACUACAGUACCUUCUCUUGACAACUGUAGAGAUUGUUUAAAAGUUGCUGCGUCAUAUGAAGAAGAAGGAGAAGACUUAGCUGAAAAUUGGGAUGGAUGUGUACGCUGUAACUGUUUGCAACAUGGACUCACUGUUCACACAACUUACGAAGUUAUGUCACCAUACCCAAGAUUUCGAGCUUCUGUGUGUUUAAAUUAUUGGAAUUAUGUAGUGGUUAAUACAGGAAAUUUUUUACAUGUGCUUAGGGUAGAUUUGGACAUUCCAAAGCACAAAAAUCAGAAGACAUUUGAUAAACAAGACACUGUAGUUCCAGAUACUGUGCCACUAGAGAUGAGUGAUAUUGAAGAGAUAGAUUUUUCAAAGACAGAAUCUUAUGGAAAUUCCCAUGACAAAGUAGGUACUUUAGAGUGUUCAAUCAAUAAGUCUCCUCGACUGGAGCCUGCUAUUGAUCAUGAGUUUAUAGAUGAGUUGAGUAAGUUAGAUGAUAGAUUAGGGCGUGAAUUACCAUUAAAUACCUCAAGCAGUAAUCAAAGCAACUGUGUCUGUGAUAUAAGUAAAUCUACUGAUGCUUUAAGUAUUAAAUUAUGUGAGUGUUCAGAUACCAUUGAAUGUAAGUGUCAAAAUCAAAGUCCUGUUUCUCGCAUUGAACAACAAGCUAUAUCGGUUAGGGAUAAAAUCUUGCAGGACUUUUGUGAAGACAUGUCUCAAGAACUUAAUAUUGGUAGUGACCUAAUUACUUUAGUGAAGCAUCCAUCGUGUUCUCCAAGAUCAACACCCCAAAGGCUUCCUCCUGAUCUCAGAGCUAUGGCGUGGUCAUCGCCUAUUUUUACACCACCUUCGGAUAUUCUAAGAACGCGUAAUUCGGAAUCUAGUCAUAAAAGUACAGGAGUAUCAAAGAAUAUACGUAAUCAACGAGCUAAUUCUCCACAACCUGGUGCUUCACAAGAUAACAAUGUAACUUCUAUAAAUUCUCCGCUUCAUUCCAUUUCUAUAAGUCCAUCUUCAUCACAUUCUUCCCGUUUGAUGUCACCUCCCACAACAAGAUUUCUUCAUCAUCCCACUUCGCGUAAACAAACAAACAUGCACUCUCCUCCUCCAAUUAUUAAUUCAACACAAUCCAGGACAAGAGCUACGCACAAACUUAUUCUUGAAGCAGAAAAAGCAUAUGAAUUUACUGAUGAAGCACAAGAAACUUGUGAAAAGUUAAGUUCAUUCAGAAAGCGCAGACUCGCAGAUAAAAAAUAUGAGUUUUGUGAUGAGAUAGAAGAUGCAGAAAAUAUAGUUCCUUUUAAACACAUACGUGACCAAUUCAAGCAUCGUGCCUGUUCCAUACAUCAAAUAUCUUCCUCUCCAACAAUGUCCCCUGUAUUGUCUAAUGGUAAACGGCAUUGGGUAGAUUCUGAUCAAAGUGAGACUGAUGAAUUCAAUACACCUCAAGAUAUUUUAUGCAAUGAUUUAUCACCUGUUGAAACAAAUGAGAAAAAUGUAUUACGUCCACUGAAUCAAAAUCAAUUAACAAAUGGAAGUGUACAGAGGGACCGAUUUGGGAAAUUCUGUUCAAAUUCACCAUUGGUUCCUAAAAUUAAUUUACAAUAUCCUUCUAUAAAGUGUACUGCACAUUUUAGAAGAAGUUAUAUAGAACUGGAUGAUGAAAUGAUAUCUGUUAUUACUGAUGUUGAAGAUGAAGAAACUGGAGGAUAUGUCAGUUAUCAAUGUGUACUUCCAAUGCAUGUUCAUGGCUCUGGAUAUGUACAAAUGCAAAUGAUCAGCAACAGUAAAGCAGAAAAAUUGGCAGUACCUUACGUGUCUAUAAACCAGUUAAGUUUUGAUAUUGAGACAUUUUCUCAUCACAUUGCAGAUUGGAUUUGUGCACGAUUCAAUAAGAAAUACUGGCAUUGUAGUGAUUAUGACAUUGAAAUAAUUGAUAUCUGUGCCCUUAGUGGUGAUAUAAUUUGUUUACUUAUCAUGAAAAUCCAAGCUAGUGAAUUAUGUAAUCAAACACAAUGCACUCAAGAAAGAAAACAAUAUGAAGUUGGAUGUAAAUUUACAUGGAAUAUAGAUUCAAGUGAAUAUAGAAUAACGGAUGUAUUACCAAUGGAAGAGGUAAGAUUGGAUUCCUUAAAAAACAAUCCUAUUCAAACACCAAAUUUUCGUUCUGGUUCAUUAUGGAAUCCGACGAGACGAUUAGCACCACAAUUAAGAGAAAAGAUUCAGCAGCCAUAUGCUCAUACUGUUCGCUUCCUUCAUAAUGAAAUGGCUUUAGCUGGUGAAUCUAUAACAAGGCUCAAUGAUUUAGAUAAUCUGGUCGAAUUUUACAUUACUCCAAUACCGAAUUAUCCAUUAAUAGAAUGAAAAAAUAUCAAGUAACAACAUGCUGCAAACAAUAAUUUAUUUAUUAAUGUAAACUUGUGAUUUCUAUAUUUACUAAGGUAACGUACAUAAUAUUAUAACUGUAUGGAAACUUACUACAUAUAAAUUACUAUAAAUAUUCUCUCAAAAGAGGAAUUAUUUGUUAUAUAAGCAUAAUUAACAGUAAGUGUAAUAUUAUAAAUUGUAUAGAUAUCAUCUAUUUACUUUGUGAGACUAGUAUAUAAAUUUAUGCUGUUGUGUGAUUUAUCCACAACUUAAUUAGUAUAAAAUAAGAAUUUAUGUAAUAAGACAACGAAGUUUACGAACAUUUGCACCAAUUUGUAAAUUGUAUUUAAAGUCCAUACUAUAAAUUACCUAUGUUUCAGAUAUAUAACUUCGAUAACUAAAUAAUUAAUUUGACUAUUAAUAAAUAUAUUGUAUGUUGUUUAAAUUAAGAGAAAAAUGAAAAAGUAAUCUUUAGAUAAUAUUUGGUCCCAAAGUAAUAUUGCAAUCAGAAUUACCAGAAUUGUAUAUUUUUAUUACUAAUAGUACGCAAACAUUUGUCUUUCAGAAUAUUUUACAUUUUUAUUGUUUGUAAGUUUACCUAUUACAAAGUUAUUUCAAGUUUAUAACUUAGUUUUGAUAGGUAUAGCUUGCUUAUCUGCAGCUUUUAUUUUUUCUUAUUUACUUCUUUUUCUUUCUCUUUCAUUUGUUUGUAUAUUUUUAUUGAAAUGGACUACAUAUAUGUACAAAAAAGAUGUGUACUAGCAAUAAAUAUAAUUAUCACAAUUAAUCAACAAGGAAACAUAUUCGAAAUGACUAACAAGAUUUUUUGUAACUUAAAUAUAUUAAGUAUGUAUUUUUUGGAAAUAUUUAAGAGGUGAAAAUAUAUAAUGUAUGCUUCUUUUUACUUUUUUAAUUAAAAAAUAGUUAAAAAGAAGUGAAGUCCGCCAUUAAAGAUUAUUUAUUAUUAUGUAAAAAUAAUGUGAUAUAUUUCAUUUUACUUAUAUAAUUUAAUAAGAUAUCUAAUAUUACAAAAAAAUAAUUUCGAAUAAUUCUCGAGAUUUGACUAAUAACCGAUAAAUAUUUAAACAAAUGAAUGAAUGAAUACUGUGCCGUCUUUCGAUUGUUAUAAUUUAUUAUAAAUAAAAUUUUAUUUCCGCAAAACGUAUAAUGAAAUAUAUACUUGACCCUUUUCGAUUGUGACACAUAAAAUGAUAGCAGUAAUAAUAUAUUGAAAAUUGCAUCUGCAGUAAAGUCUAAUCAAAUAUAAAAUAUUACGAUCAAGCCGAUAUAAAAAUGCUAUUAUAAAAAAAUUAUUUUUUCAGAAUUUUA
Molecule: messenger RNA, 4482 nt
Organism: Vespa crabro (European hornet)
Lineage: Eukaryota; Metazoa; Arthropoda; Insecta; Hymenoptera; Vespidae
Exons: 11
Coding region: 223-3150 (975 amino acids)
Biological process (GO): protein ubiquitination
Cellular component (GO): Cul4-RING E3 ubiquitin ligase complex
Source: RefSeq, a predicted model, not a curated record